GACGUCACGAGCACAUUGAGAGCUCGAGCUGAAUCGUAAGCGCGAGCUUCAGACGGAGGCGCGCGGAGGCGAAGGACGCACCUGGGAUGAGCUCCGGUCGGUGCUUCUCCGCCGCUUUCUGACGGAAAAUACGACGUUUUUAUUUUUAACCGGCGCUUCUUUUUCCUGCCACCGGCGACGUAAACAAACCGACGGACAUUUUGGGGAGAGUUUGGCUUCGCUUCGGGGCUCCAACAUGUCCUCCGCGGCGGUCGCUGCCUCCAGAAGGCAGUCGUGCUAUCUGUGCGACCUGCCCCGCAUGCCGUGGGCGAUGAUCUGGGAUUUUACCGAGCCCGUCUGCCGCGGAUGUGUCAACUACGAGGGCGCGGACCGGAUCGAGUUUGUUAUCGAGACCGCCCGGCAGCUCAAGAGAGCGCACGGCUUCCAGGACGGCCGCUCUCCGGGCCCGGGGAAGCCCCAGCACGCCGGGAAGGAGAUCAACCACUCGGCCGGGGACCCGGGCUCCCGUCCGCCGCAGCCUCUGGACCGCUACCCGCUGUCGGACCGGCCGCCCCGGCUGGGACCGGAGUACCAGGCAGCGGGGAGGCAGGCGAACGGCCUCCCGCUGCCGAACGGGUUUCCAAAACCGGAUGAGCCUCCGGAGCUGAACCGACAGAGCCCAAACCCCCGCAGGACUAGCACGGUGCCCCCCAGCCUGGUGCCUCUGGUGAACGGCGGCAUCCCCGCCAUCCACCCACUCAACGGCCGCCCGGCGCAGAUGGGUCUGCCCGGGGUGCUGGCCGCGCCGGGCCCCGGGGAGCACGGCAAGCGGCCGGAGGAGCUGAAAGACAAACACAGGCCGGACAGCCUGUCGGACAUGUCGGACAGCCACAAGGAGUGGAUCGGCAAAGGCAAAACGGUGCGGGACCUGAUGGCGCUGCACACCUUCGACAGCCGCUUCAAGAAGGACCACGCGGCCAUGCAGAGGGUGAUGGGAUACGACACGAGCGCCACUUCCUCAAAAACAGACAGGGGGAAGCACCCUCGCAGCAUGAAGAGGAAGACUUCCCCGGAGCCAGACGGCGAGGGCAGCGCCCCCAAGAUGAACGGCGGCGAGGGCCAGCCGUGGCUCCCCUCGCCAUCUGAGGUCCUGAAGAUGCCUCCGGCCGCCCUGCCGGGAUUCUCAGCCGCUCCCCCCUCCACCAUCUCCCCCCACUCCCGCAACACGCCCCCUGAGGCCGCCACUGCGCAGAACGGCCAGUCCCCGAUGGCGGCCCUCAUCCUCGCCACCGACAACGCGGGCAACACAGGCUCACCAAAGGACGGCAACCAGGUACACUCCACCACCGCGCGGCGGAAUAGUGGCAGCCCGCUGUCGCCGUCUUCGGCGUCUCAGCGGCGGCUGACGCAGAGGGAGGGCUCCGUGAGCUCCAACCCCUCUGCUCCACAUGUGCCUGGCGGCAUGGACCCCCACGCGGCGCCGCUGCAGAGCAUCCCGGACUCUUCGGUGCCGCCGGGCAGCGUGCCGCUGUGUUGCACUCUGUGCCACGAGCGGCUGGAGGACACUCACUUCGUCCAGUGCCCGUCGGUGCCCUCGCAUAAGUUCUGCUUCCCCUGCUCCCGGGAGAGCAUCAAGCAGCAGGGGGCCACCGGUGAGGUGUACUGCCCCAGCGGUGAGCGGUGCCCGCUGGUCGGCUCCAACGUGCCCUGGGCCUUCAUGCAAGGGGAAAUAGCCACCAUCUUGGCCGGGGACAUAAAGGUCAAAAAAGAAAGGGACCCUUAAAGUUGUUUUUCUUGAACUCGUUUCCUUUUGUAAUCCGAUUACGGCAACAGCAGCAGGACAAAACUCACAGAGACAAAUCCUCCGGCGGACAGAUUGACGGACAUGUACAUACUGGACACAAGGGACGUGUACACUUCGUAAACAUGGCUGUAAAUUUUUUUGAUUUUCCUUUUUUUCCAUACAUUGUGUUUCUAUUUUUUUGAAGAUAAAGGUAUGUACUCGUCAUCACGGGCUCUCCUCCCGUCACCUGUUUCUUCUCGAUCUGUUGGUGUACGUUCGGUCUGGAGACAGUCCUGUCGAACAUAGAAUGUGACUAAUCUGAGCACUUGGCAAAAAUAUAAUAAUAAAAAAAUGCUUUUAGCUGUACAUGUAUGCACUUGUUUAAGGAAAAAAAACUUGCCAAAUACAGUUUCAGACCUUGUAAUAACA
Molecule: messenger RNA, 2191 nt
Organism: Plectropomus leopardus (leopard coralgrouper)
Lineage: Eukaryota; Metazoa; Chordata; Actinopteri; Perciformes; Serranidae
Gene: irf2bp2b
Product: interferon regulatory factor 2 binding protein 2b
Biological process (GO): regulation of transcription by RNA polymerase II
Cellular component (GO): nucleus
Molecular function (GO): transcription corepressor activity
Source: RefSeq, a predicted model, not a curated record